Messenger RNA from Pistacia vera, 1354 nucleotides. RefSeq names its product probable L-type lectin-domain containing receptor kinase S.5. Gene Ontology annotation, cellular component: plasma membrane. The transcript has a single exon. Gene Ontology annotation, molecular function: protein kinase activity; carbohydrate binding; ATP binding. The record is from RefSeq and is a predicted model, not a curated record. Gene Ontology annotation, biological process: protein phosphorylation. The annotation marks the transcript as partial. NCBI's taxonomy places the organism in Eukaryota, Viridiplantae, Streptophyta, Magnoliopsida, Sapindales, Anacardiaceae.
AAAUUUCCCAGUGAGCUCCAUUAAGUAUAUGAUAUAUAAUUAAGAGUUUGUCCUCGCCGUAUCUUUGUGUGUAGACAGUGUAGGACGUAGGAAUAAGGCUGGCAAUCGCAUGUAAUGACUCCUGCUCCUGCAACAAAGCUUGCUACCUUAAUUCUUUUGGUCGUCGGGAUUUGGAUCUCCGACUCCGAGGCUAAGACUCAGAAGCUUACUGUAUCAGAAUAUGAAUUCGGGCCCUUCAACAGUUCCUAUUACAACAUCUUCUCAGUCAUAUCGCCCGCUACUAUUAGCAAUGAAGCCUUACAAGUCACUCCUGAUUCCGCCGGUAACUUUACCCUUGUCAACAGGUCAGGCCGUGUAUUUUUCAAAAACUCUUUCAAGCUUUGGGAAGCUACAAACUUGGCUUCUUUCAACUCUUCUUUUCUUAUCAACAUCUUCCGCCUCACUAAUUCUUCACAUCCUGGAGACGGCUUUGCCUUCCUCAUUUCCCCUACUCUUAAUCUCCCACCAAACAGCCACGGUCAAUACCUUGGUUUGACCAACUCCACCACUGAUGGUCUCCCCUCAAACCGCAUCGUUGCCAUUGAGCUUGACACUUUUAAACAGGAUUUUGAUCCUGAUGACAACCAUAUAGGUCUCGACAUCAACAGCGUCCGCUCUAACAAGACUGUGUCCUUGUCCGACUUUGGCAUCCAGAUCGCCCCUGUUGGUGUCAAAUUUUAUAUGGUCUGGGUGCAGUACGAUGGAGCUAACAAGUUUCUGGAGGUGUAUAUGGCGGAACAGAAGCAGGGUCCCCAGGGGCCAAUCAUUUCCAGGCCGUCCACGCCAGUCCUGACUGCGGAUCUUGACCUUAGCACCCUUGUCAACCAAAACUCCUAUUUCGGUUUUGCUGCUUCCACGGGGAGUGUCACACAACUCAACUGUGUCCUCAGAUGGAAUCUGACGGUCGAACUUUUGCCCGGUGGGAACGGGAAUAACCAAUGGCUGAAGAUGGGUUUGGCAGUAGGUAUAGCCGUAUUGGUAUUGCUGGUGAUAGGGAUUGCAGGGUUGGGUUAUUAUGUGCAUAAGAAACGGGCUGCGGAUGAUCCCAAUAUACUGGGUACUCUAAAGAGCCUCCCAGGAACUCCAAGGGAGUUCAGCUUUAGGGAUCUCAAGAAGGCCACCAACAACUUCGACGACAAACAUAAGCUUGGUCAAGGUGGUUUUGGUGUGGUCUUUAAAGGCGUCCUGCCCAAGGAGAAUCUCGAAAUUGCUGUCAAGAAAUUCUGUAGGGACAACCUCAAGGGCAAAGAUGAUUUUUUAGCUGAGCUUACCAUUAUCAAUCGUCUUCGCCACAAACAUCUUGUUCGCCUUCAAG